Tupaia belangeri chinensis (Chinese tree shrew) is the source of this 2561-nucleotide messenger RNA. It is a transcript of the gene LMLN, whose product is annotated as leishmanolysin like peptidase. Gene Ontology annotation, cellular component: membrane; cytoplasm. Lineage: Eukaryota; Metazoa; Chordata; Mammalia; Scandentia; Tupaiidae. Gene Ontology annotation, molecular function: metalloendopeptidase activity. Gene Ontology annotation, biological process: proteolysis; cell adhesion. The record is from RefSeq and is a predicted model, not a curated record.
CCGGUGGCGCUGGAGCGGAACUCUGUGGGUUCGAGGCGUUAUCCUCCUGUUGGGAGGGCUCCGGGCAAGCGCCACGUCUAUUCCUGUCUCGUUGGGCAGUUCCCCUCCCUGCCGGCACCACGUCCCCUCUGACACCGAGAUCAUAAAUAAGGUUCAUCUAAAGGCAAAUCAUGUUAUAAAGAGAGAUGUGGAUGAGCAUUUAAGAAUCAAGACUGUCUAUGAUAAAAGUAUUGAAGAGUUGCUCCCUGAGAAAAGAUACCUUGUGAAGAACAAACUUUUCCCACAAGCAAUUUCUUACUUAGAGAAGACGUUUCAGGUUCGCAGACCUGCUGGCACCAUCUUACUGAGCAGACAAUGUGCAACAAACCAGUACCUUCGGAAGGAAAAUGAUCCUCAUAGAUACUGUACUGGGGAAUGUGCAGUGCAUACAAAAUGUGGCCCAGUGAUAGUGCCUGAGGAACAUCUCCAGCAAUGCAGGGUCUGCCGUGGGGGUAAGUGGCCCUGUGGAGGAGUGGGAGUGCAGGACCAAGAGGGUGUCCGGGAUGCAGACUUUAUUCUGUAUGUCGGAGCCCUGGCCACUGAGAGGUGCAGCCAUGAAAACAUAUCUUACGCAGCCUACUGGCAGCAGGAAGCAAGAAUGGACAGGCCAAUAGCAGGAUAUGCUAACCUGUGUCCAAAUAUGAUCUCUACCCAGCCUCAGGAGUUUAUUGGGAUGCUGUCCACAGUGAAACAUGAGAUUAUUCACGCCUUGGGUUUCUCUGCUGGGCUGUUUGCCUUCUACCAUGAUAAAGAUGGAAAUCCACUAACUUCAAGAUUUGCAGAUGGUCUGCCACCUUUUAAUUACAGUCUUGGACUAUAUCAAUGGAGUGAUAAAGUAGUUCGAAAAGUGGAGAGAUUAUGGGAUGUUCGAGAUAAUAAGAUAGUUCGCCACACCGUGUAUCUCCUAGUAACACCUCGCGUUGUUGAUGAAGCACGAAAGCAUUUCAACUGUCCGGUUCUGGAGGGAAUGGAACUUGAAAAUCAAGGCGGCAUGGGCACUGAGCUCAACCAUUGGGAAAAGCGGCUUCUGGAGAAUGAAGCAAUGACUGGUUCUCACACCCAGAACCGAGUCCUCUCUCGAAUCACUCUGGCAUUAAUGGAGGACACCGGCUGGUAUAAAGCAAAUUACAGCAUGGCUGAGAAGUUAGACUGGGGCCGGGGAAUGGGCUGCGACUUUGUCAGGAAGAGCUGCAAAUUCUGGAUUGAUCAGCAGAGACAGAAGAGGCAGAUGCUGAGCCCUUUCUGUGACACGCUCCGGAGCAAUCCGUUGCAGUUGACUUGUAGACAGGACCAGCGAGCAGUUGCAGUGUGUAAUUUGCAGAAGUUUCCCAAACCUUUACCACAGGAGUACCAGUACUUUGAUGAACUCAGUGGAAUACCUGCAGAAGAUUUACCUUACUAUGGAGGGUCUGUAGAGAUUGCUGACUACUGCCCCUUCAGCCAGGAGUUCAGUUGGCAUUUAAGUGGCGAAUAUCAACGCAGCUCAGAUUGUCGAAUAUUGGAAAAUCAACCAGAAAUUUUAAAAAACUAUGGUGCUGAAAAAUAUGGACCUCACUCAGUUUGUCUAAUUCAAAAAUCAGCAUUUGUCAUGGAAAAAUGUGAGAGGAAACUCAGCUACCCAGACUGGGGAAGUGGAUGUUAUCAGGUUUCUUGUUCUCCUCAAGGGCUGAAGGUCUGGGUCCAAGACACUUCCUAUUUGUGUAGUCGGGCUGGGCAGGUCCUCCCCGUCAGUAUCCAGAUGAAUGGCUGGAUUCACGGUGGAAACCUGCUCUGCCCGUCAUGUGGGGACUUCUGUGAGCUCUGUCCUCCCGAAACAGAUCCUCCAGCUGCUAACCUGACCCGAGCUCUGCCACUGGAUCUCUGUUCCCGUUCCUCUAGCCUGGUGGUCACCCUCUGGCUUCUGCUAGGCAAUCUAUUUCCUCUGCUGGCAGGAUUUCUUCUGUGUGUGUGGCACUAGGAACAGGAAAGACAGUUCUGGAUAUUCCUUUGUGUCAUGUUCCUGUGAACAAAGCACAAAAUCUGGGCAAGCGCCAAGCUGUGCAGGUGGCAGAGGCAUUCCCGACUUCAGUGUGGAUGGUUGACCACACCCAGGCCUCGGAGCAAAGCAGUCACUCCUCACAACCCAGCACCUCAGAGUUUGGCGGUGCAGAAGGAUUUCCAGAUCACCAAGUCUCUUCACUUUUCAAGAUACGUAAUCUUGAAGGAGAGAUUUCCUUUGGAAGUGGGAUAAUUGGUGAAGUUUUCAGAGUGAUUACAUACCUCAUCAUUUUCAUUAACCUAAGACAGUGCGAAGGUUCAUCGUGGAGUAAAUUAAACGAGCUGAUUAUUGCGAGACUGGAAAUUGUAGAUCCUGUCUUCAACAGUGUGAGUCGUCCUCCGAUUGACAGAGAAGUGAACCGAGAGCUCACCGUCACUGUUACACCUGGUUUAAAUGUAAUAGCUGUACAGGGUGCACUCAGUCAUUGUUCUCACUGUACAUGCUGAAGAGUCUUCUUAAAAGAUGUUUUCUAAAUCUUACGAUA